Molecule: messenger RNA, 2096 nt
Organism: Anopheles arabiensis
Lineage: Eukaryota; Metazoa; Arthropoda; Insecta; Diptera; Culicidae
Gene: nerfin-1
Product: insulinoma-associated protein 1b
Exons: 2
Coding region: 275-1846 (523 amino acids)
Biological process (GO): regulation of cell cycle process; negative regulation of transcription by RNA polymerase II; neuron differentiation
Cellular component (GO): nucleus; transcription repressor complex
Molecular function (GO): RNA polymerase II cis-regulatory region sequence-specific DNA binding; DNA-binding transcription repressor activity, RNA polymerase II-specific
Source: RefSeq, a predicted model, not a curated record
GCCGAGGUCAUACACGCGGAUCGAGCAAAUCAGGCGCAAAUCAGGGCAAAGGCGUUGCGUGUCGUGAAGGAGUAUAUUGCAGUGGCAUCGAAGUAGACUGUUUGUAAAUAGCAUUAGUACCUACUGCACACCAUCAACGUAGUGGCCUUUGACAUUGUGGCGGCGUCAGUCCAGCGUUUCCCGUGCUGUUUGUUUGUUUGUUGCGUGUGAGAGUUUUUGUGCGCGUGCUUAGCAGUUUUGUGCUCUGUAUGUGCCCGGAGUGUGAUAUGCAAGGAUGGCAGCAACCGUGCAACCCGUACCAACCCGCCAGCCGUCCCCAGCCGGUCUCCUGACCACGGUCGCCAGUUUGCCGCCCUCGUACAAGCUACAGUAUGGUGAGGUGGCCGGAAGGCCGGUGCCCGCCACCGGCGACAGUCCGUUGGAUUUGACCGUGCGCCAAGUGACGACGACGGUGGUGGUGGGUCCCAUCACACCCCCCGCCACACCUUCGCCGCUGAAGAAGCGGUACCGCGAGGACAAUCAGUUAAACGUGCCGGCGGUGAAGGAGGAACCACUGGCCAAGCGCGCCAAACCGGCCCCGGAGCCGCUCCAUAUCGACAUCAAGAAGGAGCUAGCCACACCGGCCAAAACGGCCAGCCCGAAGAGCGGCCAGCCCGAUGGACCACCGAAAAGUACGAAAAAUCCACCGGCCGCGCUGGCCCCGUCCAAGGAGCGGCGCGCCAAAGCCAUCCGGAAGCUGAAGUUCGACGAGGAAAACUCAUCGCCCGUGUCCGGCACGAUCAUCAUCUCGCUCGAGGAGGCACUGAGCGGCGAUACGCCGCGCGAAUCGGGCGACAUCGAUCCGCAGUUCAAUCUGGUCGAGGUGUCGGACGAGGUGCGGGCCGAGCUGGCCGCCAUCCCGAACGUGAUCGGCGGCUACAACUGCAAGCUGUGCCGGUUGGAGUUUGAGGAUGCGUUCGGGCUGGCGCAGCACCGCUGCUCCUGCAUCGUGCUGCUCGAGUACCGCUGUCCCGAGUGUGGCAAGCGGUUCAACUGCCCGGCGAACCUGGCGUCGCAUCGUCGCUGGCACAAACCGCGCGAUCAGGUCGGCAAGAAGGGAGGAGCGGCGGCGACGGCGGCAGCGACCCGUGCGGAACCGAGCAGCGAUUCGACCGACUCGGACGGCGGAGGAGCUCAGGCGGGCAAGUUCCGGUGCGUCCAGUGCGACAAAACGUUCAAACGGCCGGCCUACCUCAAGAAGCAUCAGCUAACGCACAGCAGACAGGCAGCCAGCAAGCAGGGCGGAAAGGGCGCGACCAAGCAGCAGCCCCGACCGGCAAGCCCGAGCCCGUCCACUGCCCAGUAUCGCAGCGAAGACUCGAACCAUUCCAACCACUCCAGCCAAUCGGUGGAAAGCGGCACAGCAACGUACACUGCUGACAGCAGACAGUCGCGAGUGGUGCCACAAGCGCCACCACCACUUGCCAUGUUCACCACGCUUGCCUCCGACGAUGGUGUUGGUGGUGGUGAGCAUGAGUUUGAGGUAGUAAACGCGGCCGGAUACUAUCAGGGACCGGCGACGGUGACGUUCGUGCGGGAGCGUGCCCCAUCGGUAGCGUCCUCGUCGGGCCGGGGCAGUGUGGCCCUCGACGACAGUGACUGUGAGGAGGAGCGUACGCUCGUCAUCAACGAGGACUACCGGGAGCACGUGCCGGAGCAGGAGGACGAGGACGAUGAGAUGGAGCGCCAGUACCGGUCGGCCUACUGCGAUCGUUUCACCGAGGAGGAAAACCUGGCCGCCGCAGCACUGGCCCGACUGCGCAACGGACCGUCCGUCAUUCGCCACACGACGGCACUGGUGGUGUAAAAGUACAUGUUGUUAGGAGCUUCUAUCAUAUUUACGAAGAAAGAAUGAAAGAAGGGAUUUAGUAAGCAGGAAAAAAACAGAAAACGUAUUUAAGGUGUGCGGCACCGAUACACAACUAAAGGAGCGCGCACACAUUGAAGGGUUACUAAACAAAUCAAACAUGUGAUAUUAGGUGAAUAAGAAAAAGAAAACUCUACAAACCCCAUUAUAUCAUUAACCACACACACAGCGCCGACGUGUUUGGACGUGC